AUGGCUUUGAUUUCUUCUUCCAUGGCUUAUCUCCACCUUUUGUCUUUCAUUGCUUCAUCAAAGUUUAAGGGUUCACUGUUCAAUAUGCCAGCCCAAACCAUCACCCCUGAGUUGCAGAAAGAUUUGAAGUUAUUAAAGUUGAGGGCUGCCCUCGAUCCAAAGCGGCACUACAAGAAAGGUGAUUCCAAAUCGAAGACACUUCCCAAAUAUUUCCAGGUUGGGACAGUUGUAGAUUCUCCGUUGGACUUUUUCUCAGGCAGAUUAACAAAGAAGAAGAGGAAAGCAAGGCUUGCAGAUGAGGUGCUUUCUGAUCAAAACCUUGCAGCCUAUAGAAAGCGGAAGGUUCGAGAAAUUGAAGAACAAAAUCGACCAGCUGGGAAUGAAAAGUGGAAGAUUAAGGGUAGUAAUUCCCGUAGGCACAAAUUAUAAUGCUUUUUGCAGUCUAGAAUUAUUACAGGUUAUUUGAAAUACCUUAGCUGUAAAACCUAUUGAUGAUGCUAUGUGUUCUUCUAUCGUGUUUCAUAUUGUCA
Glycine soja is the source of this 530-nucleotide messenger RNA. RefSeq names its product rRNA-processing protein fcf2-like. Gene Ontology annotation, molecular function: RNA binding. The transcript has 5 exons. Gene Ontology annotation, cellular component: nucleolus. The record is from RefSeq and is a predicted model, not a curated record. The coding region runs from base 1 to 429 and encodes 142 amino acids. Lineage: Eukaryota; Viridiplantae; Streptophyta; Magnoliopsida; Fabales; Fabaceae. Gene Ontology annotation, biological process: RNA processing.